GAAAACAAAACAACUGCAACUACAGCCUGUCUCUACUGUCUCACCACUUUCAACAGGAUGCACCAACAAUCAAAUUGCAACCAACUGCCAACAACAAUAAAAAUACCGCAAUCCUCUCGCCUACGCAAAUACACCAUUUAUCUGUGUCCUCCUCCCACCAACACCACCACAACCAGCAUCUACAAGCACAUCAUCAUCAGGCCAUCACACCACAACCACAAGUUCAAUCCUCUCCUGCCUUCCUCUCACUCUUACCCCGUUCGCUGUCCUCACUUUCGCUGGGCACGCGCAAAAAUAAAAUUGAUAAAGAUUUAAUUACUGCGCCAUUGAAUAAUACAACGGAUUUUCUACAUCAUCACCACCAACACCAUGCCAACAACAACAAUGCGACCACAUCACCGCUGCCGCCCUACAAUAUGUCACAAUCGUUGCAUCAACCGCAAACACAAACGCAACNACCAUGCCAACAACAACAAUGCGACCACAUCACCGCUGCCGCCCUACAAUAUGUCACAAUCGUUGCAUCAACCGCAAACACAAACGCAACAACAACAACAACAGCAUCGCAACUCAGCUCAACAGUCGCUCUUCUACCAGCAGCAGCAGCAACAACAACAACAGCUGCAGGCGCGCCUCAAAGAAACGCCAAAAUCGUCGAGCUCCAAAAGUAAAAAUAAAUUCGCCGCUCAAGCGAAAACGCACAGCAUACAAGAAGAUGUACCGCCGCCGUUGCCGCAACGCAAUCCGCCGCGUCAGUUGCAGCUAGACAAUAACGGCAACAACGCGGCGGGCGUAAUGAGCAAUAGCAGCUGCAGCAACAGUGCGUCUCUAUUUGCACCCAUUUCCGAUCUAGACUUGGCUGGCAGUCCGCAAGGUAAAUCGCCGCAACCAACUUUGCCGCCACCGCCGAGUGCGUCUGCGCAAAGCAGCGCAGCCGCGGCAUCCUCAUCACAAAAGAAACGCUCUAAAGCCAAGACGAAAGCGCUCUCCGAUCCAAAGAUGUCAACGCAAAUGUUCCUACAAAUGGAGACGUCAGUGGGCGCCAACGCGGCCGGCGGUGCGGCAGCUGAUGGCAGCAACUGCGAAACUGAUUGCGUACCACCGCCGCUGCCGCCGCGUCAACCCGGCAUGCUGGAAGAGUCAGCAUCAGCGCAUAGAGGCAGUUUCUCGAAUUUGAACGUGGCUGGCCAAGGUGGUGGAGGUGGUGGUGUUGGUCCGCGACCGCCGCCCAACAGCAUCGACACUCUGCUCAACUAUCCGCUCGUGUCCACCUGCACACCUAUACAUCGCGAUAAUAUGACGGCGGCAUUCCCGCUAUCGCAGCGCCCCAACAUCGUGCAGCAAUUGCAGCAACACCAGCAGCAGCAACAACAACUGCAACACAGCAAUAGCUGCGCAGGAGCUGCAACAGCAGCUGUCUUGGGGCAGACGCCACAAAAUUUGAAUAAUCUCAACAAACAUAGACGCGUGGUUUCAUCACCAGAGAAUAUGCAUCCCAGACAUCCAGAUCGCUUCAACAAAACCACUUCUGGUUCCUGGGAGCUCGCGGAGAAGGAUGACGAAGUAACACCGCCUGGCACACCGCCGCCCCCGUAUCUGAACAUGUCUGGCGCGGAAGAGCAACAGCAUUCGGCGCAUGACAGUAGUGGUGGCGGUGGUGGCAUAUUUAUCGAAUCACAUCACUUUACACCACUCGCUGGCGCAGCUUCACCAACACCACCAAUCACCACAACCAUCGCCACCGCACAUUCCAAUCGCAUUUUAGCCGCACAAACGAACGCCACCCAAAAGGAGAUCAUCUCCAUGGAGGACGAAGAUGCUUCCGAUCAGGAGGGUCCAUUCAUCGAUGAGAAUGGCCCCUUUAACUAUCUGCAACGCUUGCUUGAGUCAGAGAACGUCGCCUUCCUGGCGGUCUUUCUCAACUACGUGCUAUCCAACUCGGAGCCGGCGCCGCUGCUCUUCUACCUAAUUACCGGCCUGUAUAAGGAAGGUACGGCCAAAGAUAUGCGCAAGUGGGCAUAUGAGAUACACUCAACAUUCCUGGUGCCGCGUGCGCCGCUCUCCUGGUACCGCAAGGAUGAAUCGCUGGCGCGCGAGGUCGACAAUGUGCUGCAAAGCGAAUUCGAUAAGGUGGAAAUUUUACGUAAAGUAUUCUGGAAGAGCAGAAAGUGUGCGCGGGAUACGAUUUGUGCGCAGUUGCGUGAAUUCCAGCAGACGCGUACCGAAGGUUUGGGCACAAUUUAUGGGCCGACCGAUGCGCAACUGGCAGAGGCACGCGGCGAUAAGCAACGAGAGCAGCAUAUCUUUGAGGAGACGCUCAUGCGAAAGCUGCAGGUGUUGAUUGAAGAAUAUGAAAAAGACUUACCUCUAGAGGAUCCCAAGAAAUUGGCGCUUUGCUCGGCGUUAUCAACUGUAAUACAUCGUAUAUUUAUAACACGCUCGCAUCCGAACAGUAUUGUGGAUCGUGUGCAUCACUUUGUUAGUCGUGAGAAGAGUUUCAAAUCGCGUCUUAUGGGCAAAAAUCGGAAAAUGAUUGUUCGUGGUCAUCCAUUGGUAUUGCGACAAUACUACGAAGUGACCCACUGUAAUCAUUGUCAGACAAUUAUCUGGGGUGUGAGCCCACAAGGUUACCAUUGUACAGACUGUAAAUUAAAUAUUCACCGUCCCUGUUCGAAAGUGUUAGAUGAGAAUUGCCCAGGUCCGUUGCCGCAGUCGAAACGAAAAGAACCACAUAACGAUAACAAAAUCAGCAAAUUUAUGGGAAAAAUACGGCCGCGGACAUCGAGUGACUUUAUUUCAAUGGAAAAACGCGCACGUCACGAGGAAGAUUUCGAUCCCACGGAUUUUGCAAAUGGUAAGUUUAACUGGAGAAAAUUAAUAUUUUUAGGAAAAACUUUUUAUUUUGUGAGAACCACCUGUAAAUAA
Rhagoletis zephyria (snowberry fruit fly) is the source of this 2925-nucleotide messenger RNA. RefSeq lists its product as uncharacterized. Gene Ontology annotation, biological process: G protein-coupled receptor signaling pathway. Gene Ontology annotation, molecular function: guanyl-nucleotide exchange factor activity; G protein-coupled receptor binding. Gene Ontology annotation, cellular component: cytoplasm. The record is from RefSeq and is a predicted model, not a curated record. NCBI's taxonomy places the organism in Eukaryota, Metazoa, Arthropoda, Insecta, Diptera, Tephritidae.